CUUACCUUACCUUACCAAACGGACGAGAAGGAGAAGAAGAGAAAUAUUACUACUAGUACGCCAUCGUUCGUUUCCUCUCUCUCCUCUCUCGUCUCCUUUACUUUCUCUUUCUUCAUUCCUUGCUUCUUCUCACGCCCAAUCCAUCACAAGAAGGAAAAGAAAAAAGGAAAAAGAAAAAGCAUUCGAUCAACUUCCAACGAUUUAUGUUUAUUUUUUAUAGAUAAAAAUUAUAUCGUUUUGGUGAAGAUGAUGGUGGCAAAUAAUAGCUUUGAUUUAUGGAAAAAUGAUUCCUUUUUUUCUGCAGCUGAGGAGGUUCAAGAAUCAACUGAUGUAAUGGAAUCAGCAUACAGAUUGUGGAUAAGAGAAAGGAGAGAAGGCCUAAAACAAGAGGAUUUAGAUGAACUCUGUAGGGAGCUCCAAACGGCUUUAGGUACUGCUAAAUGGCAGUUGGAAGAAUUUGAAAGGGCUGUCAGGUUGAGUUACAGCCAUCGUUGCAAUGAUAAUGCAUCAGCUAGGCAUAGACAAUUCAUUGCUGCCAUUGAGAACCAAAUUUCGCAUGUGGAAGCAGCAUUAAGAGAAUAUUUUAGUGAGGAAGGAAAGCAACCCCUUCGAUGGAUAAACUUGGAUGAAGAAGAACGCGAUGAUUUAGCCAUGUUUCUCUCUGGAAAUUCCCCAACCUCGUCUUCUGUGAAAGAUGAAUGCAACAGUUCCAGAUCUCUCGUGAAAAACUCACAUUUGGAGAACAGCCACCACAGAAGAGAUGCAGGACUAAACUUUAAUGCUAUCUGCCCUGGAGAAAAUUCUGAUGAAUUAGUAGUUAUAAAAGAUGCUGGCAGUAUCAAUAAAAAUAGUGAGUGUGUCAUAGAAGUAAAAGAUGAUUCUCCUGGAACAAGCAAUGACAUAAUCUAUAAAGCAGAUAGAGGAACUGGUGCUAGGAGAACGUGGAGUUCGCCAAAUUUCAGUGCAUUGAAGAUUGUAAUUGCUGAUGAAGGUGGAGAAAAUAACAAAUUAAUGCAAUGCGUGGAGUCUACACCUAAGGAAAAAGGUUUCAAACCUGUUUUUUGGAAGCAGAGUUGUGUGGAACAUCCACAGGCAAGGGGAGUCGUUAAUGUGUUCAAUCAGCUCUUUGGUGGGGUUCAAAGACAGCGGCAAAAUCCUGUGCUUCUUCCAUUUAAUCGCUCUGUUCGACUUAUGCUUGUGUUGAUGCUAACAGUUUUCUUGAUUGUGCCAUUUGUACUUUAUUCAACAUGAGAACAAGUGGUAGUUUACUGCUCAUGAUCAAGGAUUCAAGAUCAGAGGAAAUGGAGCUAUUCAUGAAACCGGAAAUGCCUUCAGGCAGAGGAUGCUUGUAAUUCCACAAAGUUGUCCAGUCCUUUUAUAGUUCUGGAAGUAGCCUAAAACUCCUCAUCGAAACACACAUACAACUAGAAACAGGGGUUAGGUUUUCAUUUUAGAUGUGUUUGCCAUAGAAGCUGCAAAUUGAUUCAUAUAGUUGUAAACAUAUCGUUCGAAGAUGAAUUGAGUGCUGAGAAUCCCAUUUGAAUUGAGUGCUGACAAUCCCAUUUGAAUUUAGCUUCAAACUGAACAUAGAUGAGUUAUAGAAGGAUUGUCAAUCAUGCAUAUGGGCCAAAACCAUGACUUCCUAUGUAUUAUUUGUAUCCUUGUGUAAUUUGAAAAAGUGUCCUCUCUUUAUAUUUGGUUGCAGUUA
Pistacia vera is the source of this 1708-nucleotide messenger RNA. RefSeq lists its product as uncharacterized. Gene Ontology annotation, cellular component: membrane. Gene Ontology annotation, biological process: Golgi vesicle transport. The record is from RefSeq and is a predicted model, not a curated record. The transcript is spliced from 6 exons. Bases 247 to 1251 code for a protein of 334 amino acids. Lineage: Eukaryota; Viridiplantae; Streptophyta; Magnoliopsida; Sapindales; Anacardiaceae.